ACUGAGCUUUGCCUCCUACAAGCAUUGUAAGCAGAUAAGUCUUAGAACACACUUGUGUUUGAUACAGUGAUUUUAGUGCGGUGAUACAAGAUGAAAAUGUUUAUUAUAAUCAGUGCAGCUUUCUUGCAAGUGACGUGGUGUUACGGGUAUCCAGGUGCUCGCCCACAAGGAGUAGGAGUAUACGCAUACCAGGAUUCGGCAGGCAAUAGGUACGGUGGAAGCUACGGCCUAGACGGAAAGCAGAUUGACCACGUGGUUGACCCUUACUCGGCCCCACUUCUGUCGAGCUUCGCAGACAUCGCCACUUUCUUCCCGAAUUACAUUACGAACUACGACAAUCUCCUGCAAGAGAUUUUCGCUUCUGACAUAGAAGCGCAGAGGUUGGCUUCAUUCGCUGCAUACAAAGCGUACGAUAUAACAAUGAACCAGAAUCGUCAUUUUCCGAAUUUCUUCAGGUUCCCAACUUUCGGCCCGCCGAACUUCUUCGGAGGUGGCUUUGACGUCAUGUCUCAUCCCAACAGCGCGUUCGCUAGUGCGGUCGCUGGACCAGGCUAUAGUCACCAGACUGCCGCUAUUAAUCCGGAAAGUGAGGCAAUGAGAAACAUUGACGUGACCAAUAGAUUCAACGAACCUUCGGGAGGCAACAAUAAGUUCUACAGCGUGUCCAGUUCAUCUUAUUCCUCGUCAUCCAAUUUGGACGGUCAGGUGAAGAAUCUACGUGGUGCUGAAACAACCGUUAAUAACAACGGAAAGGUGACCAAGUACAGAGUCCAGAACUAAGCUAUCCGUUCCUGUAAUAAACAUGUGACUUAAUUCAA
This is a messenger RNA of Leptidea sinapis, 818 nucleotides long. RefSeq lists its product as uncharacterized. The coding region runs from base 91 to 780 and encodes 229 amino acids. The record is from RefSeq and is a predicted model, not a curated record. The transcript has 4 exons. Lineage: Eukaryota; Metazoa; Arthropoda; Insecta; Lepidoptera; Pieridae.